This is a messenger RNA of Nannospalax galili (Upper Galilee mountains blind mole rat), 1244 nucleotides long. It is a transcript of the gene Il10rb, whose product is annotated as interleukin 10 receptor subunit beta. Gene Ontology annotation, molecular function: protein binding; interleukin-10 receptor activity. The transcript has 7 exons. The record is from RefSeq and is a predicted model, not a curated record. The coding region runs from base 101 to 1156 and encodes 351 amino acids. Lineage: Eukaryota; Metazoa; Chordata; Mammalia; Rodentia; Spalacidae.
AGGGGCCUGGCCUUCCCGCCCCGCCCCGUCGGCUCCCGGAAGGGAGUGCGCUGGCGCUCUGGCUGCUGCUGCUCCUGUCCCGCGCCCAGGGGUGCUGGCCAUGGCCUGGGCGCGGAGCCUCGCCGGCUGGCUGGGCAUCUGGCUGCUGGUGUCAGCAUUAGGAAUGAUACCACCCCCUGAAAAUGUCAAGAUGAAUUCAGUUAAUUUCAAGAGCGUUCUACAAUGGGAGCCACCUGCUUUCCCCAAAGAGAAUCUGACUUUCACUGCUCAGUACCUAAGUUAUUGGGGUUUUCAAGAUGUAUGCAAGAACACUACCAUCACAGAAUGCGACUUCUCAAUUCUUUCUAAGUAUGGCGACCACACCUUAAGAGUCAGGGCUGAGUUUGCAGACGAACAUUCGGACUGGGUAAACAUCACCUUCUGUCCUGUGGAAGACACCAUUAUUGGACCUCCUCGAAUGCACAUAGAAAUGCUUGCUGAUUCUUUACAUAUGCGUUUCUUAGCCCCAGAAGUUGAGAAUGAACCUGAAACAUGGACCAUGAAGAACUUUUAUGACUCAUGGGCCUAUAAGGUGCAAUAUUGGAAAAAUGGGACUGAUGAGAAGUUUGAAGUUACUACUCAGUAUGACUUUGAGGUCCUCAGAGACCUGGAGCCACAGACAACUUACUGCAUUCAAGUCCAAGGGUUUCUUCCUGUACAGAACAAAGCUGGGAAGUGGAGUGAGCCUGUCUGUAAGCAGACAGCCACUGACGAAACGACCCCUUCCUGGAUGGUGGCCCUCAUCCUCAUAGCCUCGGUCUUUGUGGUCUUCCUGUUCCUUCUCGGCUGCUUUGCCUUACUGUGGUUCAUUUAUAAGAAAACCAAGCACACCUUCCCCUCUGGGAAUUCUCUUCCACAGCACCUGAAAGAGUUUCUGGGCCACCCUCAUCACAGCCCACUUCUGUUUUUCUCCUUCCCGCUCUCUGAUGAGAAUGAAGUUUUUGACAAACUAAGUGUCAUCACCGAAGACUGUGAAGGCAGCAAACAGAAUCCUAGGGUCAGCUGGACCCUGGAGGUCCCAUCAAAGCCAGGACCUCAAGAGGACGAUUCCAAGGAUGAAGCCCUCUCAGUUGGGCAUAGUGACCCCUUGCUUCUCACAUCUGACUCAGAGGUGUGAUCAGAGGGGCCACCUGGGAAAGCUCCAAAUCUAAAACUCUUCAGCACUGAACUUGUUCAGAUACCAAAGAGCUAGGCUUUAAAGGCUU